This is a messenger RNA of Podarcis lilfordi (Lilford's wall lizard), 10150 nucleotides long. The record is from the annotation of a GenBank genome assembly. Lineage: Eukaryota; Metazoa; Chordata; Lepidosauria; Squamata; Lacertidae.
AUGCGGUUCGGAGCUCGUCCGGUGGUCAUGCUGGGAGGCCUCCUCUCCUCUCUGGGCGUCUUCUGGGCUUCCUUCAGCACCAGCUUACUCCAGUUGUAUCUCACCCUGGGCUUUCUGACAGGUGAGUGAGCAUGGGGUGCACCUUCCCCUCCUGCUCCCCCCAGAAAGUGGAGUUCAAAAGGAUUGCUGCCUCAGACCGCGGAGGCAGAGCAGAGCCUCAUCUCCCACGAACUUGUCCGAUCCUCUGCUGAUGCCACCCAAGCUGGUGGCCAUUGCCGCCUCCUGUGGCAGGGAGUUCCGUAGUCAAACUACGCACGGCAUGAAGGAGGAGGCAGAACAUAAGCGUAGUGUUUAGGGAAGUUUUUAAUGUUUGAAGUUCUAUUCUGUUCUUAGUCCUCUGUUGGAAGUCGCCCAGGGUGGCUGGGGAGACCCAGCUGGAUGGGGUAUAAAUAAUAAAAUAAUAAUAAUUAUUAAAGUAGUAGUAGUAGUUAUGAUUGUGGGACACGGGUGGCGCUGUGGGUUAAACCACAGAGCCUAGGACUUGCCGAUCAGAAGGUCGGCGGUUCGAAUCCCUGCGACGGGGUGAGCUCCCGUUGCUCGGUCCCUGCUCCUGCCAAGCUAGCAGUUUGAAAACACGUCAAAGUGCAAGUAGAUAAAUAGGUACUACUCCAGCGGGAAGGUAAACGGCGUUUCCGUGCGCUGCUCUGGUUCGCCAGAAGCGGCUUAGUCAUGCUGGCCACAGGACCCGGAAGCUGUACGCCAGCUCCCUCGGCCAAUAAAGCGAGAUGAGCGCCGCAACCCCAGAGUCGUCCGUGACUUGACCUAAUGGUCAGGGGUCCUUUAGUAAUUAUGAUAAUAAUGUCUUCCUCUCCUGCUGCCACCUGCUCCUCUCUCCCUUGGUCUCCCCAGGAACCAGAAGAGGCAUGAAAAGGGCGGAGGAUAGGUUGGCUGCAGGCAGGCGCAGUCUCCGAAUGCUUGGGGAAAACCUGGAGAGGAGGGGACUGAGAUGGCUGUGGGGAGACAGGGACCUUCAGCCCCCACAACUGCCUCAUAGGGGCAGGACCACAGCUGCUGUGCUCAUUAGGCCUGGCAGUCCUGAGCAGAUCUUUGAAUAAAGAGGGAUCUAUUGUUGGCAACAACAUGGCUGCCUGCUGUUUCGUUCUGUUAAUGGGUUUGUUAUUUCUGGAAUGGCUACCUGUCUGGCACUCAGGUAUCAGGAUGCCAGGGAUUAUCACUCAGGCAGAGGGGCUGCUGAGGAGCUGAGCUCACGUGUGUAUAUGAAUUUCUGAAGUUUUCCCUGUGAGCCAGUACACAGAUCCAUUGAUCAGUGAAUUCUUACAUUUGGUAUUCUGCAGUAGAGGCCCUUUGAAGAGAUAGGAAGAAACUGUGAUGAAGUGUUUUGUGGGGACAAAUCACAAAAGUCACAAAAGCGACUGUGCUGGUUUUGGUAAUGGGCUGCAUGUGCAUGAGAUCUGCUGGAGGGGCAACCCCCCCAACCUAUACAUAAAUUCCUGCAACAAUGAGAAACAAUGGAAGGGUCCCCCAGAGUCAUCUAGUCCAACCCCCUGCAAUGCAGGAAUGUGUGGGCAUGUACGAACCCAGAGGAGGAGACAUUGAUGGCUGUGGGGAGACAGGGACCUUCAGCCCCCACAACUGCCUCAUAGGGGCAGGACCACAUUUGCUGUGCUCAUUAGUCCUGGCAGUCCUGAGCAGAUCUUUGAAUAAAGAGGAAUUUAUUGUUGGCAACAACACGGCAUAGCUGUCAAGUGUCCCUUAUUUGAAGGGACAGUCCCUUAUUCCAGCGCCAUGUCCCGCUGCUGUCCCUUAUUGAUGGAUGUCCCUUAAAUGAUGUCCCUUAAAUUUCAAAGGAAGCAGCUCCUCUCCCUCCCUCCCUGCCGGCCAGGGAGGGAGGCUCCAACUGUGUUGCUUGGCUGUGUUGCUCACCCAAUAAGAAGUCUAAGAACGACUGGGGGUGGAGCUUGCAUGCCUUGUGUGUGGCUAGUUAAUGCAAGCUGAGGGGGUUUUUGAAUGCUGGACGCCAUUUUGUUGCACAUGCUGCUGCAAACUUUGCAGUACAAAGCCAGGCCGGGGAGCCAUCUUAAGUUGAGGCUGCCUAGGCCUUGUGGUGCAUGUGAUUCAGAUUCUAUUCAGCUGAACCUCUGGUUACAAAGUUGGUUGGACAGUGUUCUCGAAGCUUCCAGCAAGAGUUUGACCAGACUGCAGGAGGACAGGAAGAAAGGAGUGCCUGGAACAGGUGAGGAUGCAGGUCCCUUAUUUUGGCUGCAGGUCCCUUAUUUUCAAGGCUGCUGGUCCCUUAUCUUCAAAUCUGUAAGUUGACAGCUAUGCAACACGGGUGCCUGCUGUUUCCUUCGCCCACCCAAAGCCUCUCUCCCCUCGCAGGUUUCGGCUGGGCGCUGGCCUUCGCCCCCGUCAUGGGCACCCUCUCACGCUACUUCUCGUCUCGGCGCUCCCUGGCGAUGGGCCUGGCACUGACGGGCAACGGACUGUCCUCCUUCGCCUUCUCCCCGCUGCUGCGGCUCCUGGCUGACUCCCUGGCGUGGCGAGGGGCUCUGCUUGCCACCUCCGCCCUGGGCCUCCACCUCUUGGUCUGCGGGGCCCUCCUGCGCCCGCUGAGCCUGCGGGGCGACCUCUCGCACUCGGGACCGGCCUUCGACCUGGGCCUGUUUGCUGAGAGGGGCUUCGCGGCCUUCUCCUUCGGCGCCGCCCUGCUGGCUGCGGGCUACUUCACGCCUUACGUCCACCUGGAGCCCUACGGCCGAGCCAUGGGCCUCGGCCCCUACGAAGCCGCCGCCGUCGUGUCCGCGGCCUCCCUCUCGGAUGCUCUGGCCCGGCUGCUGGCCGGCGGCCUGGCUGACCGGCGCCUCCUGUCCCCGGCCCGCCUCCUCGUCCUCUGCAGUGCGCUGACCGCCUGCAGCCUGCUCCUCUUCCCGCUCGCCUCGUCCUUCGCAGAUGCCCUCGGACUGGCCCUGCUCUACGGCACAAGCGCGGGCAGUUUUGCCACGGUGGCCUUCGGGGUCUUGCCUGAGAUUGUCGGCGUGGCACGCGUGGUCAAUGCCACGGGGCUGUGUCUGAUGGCCAUGAGCGUCGGGGGGCUGCUGGGCCCGCCUCUCUCUGGUAAGGGACACCUCGAUUAUGAUGAUGAUGAUGAUGAUGAUGAUUAUUAUGAUUAUGAUUAUGAUUAUUAUUAUUAUUACAACAGGAGGUCUCGGGGGGUUCAUAGAAAAGAUCACAACAUCUAUAAUCAGAAUUAUAUAUGAAAGCUCAUACCAAGAACAAAAUUAGUUGGUCUCUAAGGUGCUACUUAGAGGGACGCGGGUGGCGCUGUGGGUUAAACCACAGAGCCUAGAACUUGCCGAUCAGAAGGUCAGCGGUUCGAAUCCCCGCCACGGGGUGAGCUCCCGUUGUUCGGUCCCUAGCAGUUCGAAAGCACGUCAAAAGUGUAAGUAGAUAAAUAGGUACCGCUCCGGCGGGAAGGUAAACGGCGUUUCCGUGCGCUGCUCUGGUUCGCCAGAAGCGGCUUAGCCAUGCUGGCCACAUGACCCGGAAGCUGGAUGCCGGCUCCCUCGGCCAAUAAAGCCAGAUGAGCGCUGCAACCCCAGAGUCGGCCAGACUGGACCUAAUGGCCAGGGGUCCCUUUACCUUUACCUAAGGUGCUACUGGACAAUUUUUUAAAAUUUUAUAUAUAUAUAUUUCUACUGUGUCAGACCAGCAUGGCUACGUACCUGACUCUAGAACUCUGUAGGGAAGUUUUUAAUGCUCGAUGUUUUGUUGUGUUUUGAUAUUUGGCUGGCCCAGCCAGAUGGGCUGCAUAAAGAUGUUGACUUUUUGCAGUAUGGUAGCGCUGCAGAGAGCUUGCUGGGGAGACCAUGCAUUAAAAAGGGACUCAAAAAUAACUUAAACAAGGUUUUAAUAAGAAAAACAAAAACUCCUUUUACACUAAAUACAUUAACAAACAAACAUGACCCAACCACCAACCCAUCCCCCAGGGUAAUGGGAGAGCUAGGUGCUGCUCCUUAUAUACUACACCCAAUUACCAACACAGCUUAAUCAAUACAACUCAGCAGCACCUGCUAUGUUUCACAGCUGUAAAGCUGGGUCUCGUUAUUUUGCUCUGGCCCUUUCUCUGGCCCCUUAAAGACAUACACAUCGAGUGGAACAAUGAUGAACCUUUACAUAUUAAACCAUUCAACAUUUCCCCUGCGGUUCAUCAUUGUGGAACAAAAACAUAAAGCAUACUUUGUACAUGUUUUCAUGUAUACCUUUUGGAAGUGCUUUAGUAAAAAUGUCUGCAAUUUGAUUGUCACCUGGAACAUAUUUAAAUACAACCAUUUCAUCAGCAAUUAGUUUCUUUACAAACUGUAAACGUAAUCUUAAGACUUUAGUGCGCUGCGUAUUGGUUUCUGAACAUAGGAUAGCGAGUCCACUCUGGGAAUCAAGGUAAACUUUUACUGGUAGUGUUACUUGCAUCUGUAGGUCUGCGAAUACUUGCAGAUACCAUUCCACAUCACGAGUGGCCUGAACACAUGCACAUAAUUCACUCUCUGUUGUGGAGAGACAAAUAAUGGUUUGUGUCUGGGACUUCCAUUCAAAUGGACAACCAUUAUAACAAAACACCAUACCAGACACACCCCUGCAAUUAUUUUGUUCCACUGCAUGAGAUGCAUCACAGAAAAUUUCAAAACCUUUGUCAAUACAUGUUGUAAACUGCAACCUAUAAUGUUUGGUAUGUUUAAGGUACAUUACCACUCUCUUAAGAGCAGAGAAACAUUGUGUAGUGGGCUUUUCCACAAAUUUUGCCAGAAAGUGAAAGGCAUAAGUUAUAUCUGGUCUUGAGAUUCUUUGAAUGAAAUUUAGCUUGCCUAUAGCAGAACGAUACAAAGUUUUGUUAGGAAAUGGCUUAUCUUCACCUGUAAAAGUGAAACCACACACCAUGGGCGUUUCCUUCCCAUUUGCAUUUUCUAAACAUAGCAUUUCAACAAGAUCGUCAAUUUUUGCAGUUUGAUGAACCAGAAAAGAUCCAUUUUUGCCUUUCUCAAUUUGCAUGGAUAAGUAAUUUUUAGCUAUGCCUAAUUCCACCACAUCAAAUUUCUUCUGUAACUGUGUUACUACCUGUUCAUAUUCCUGUUUAGUUUUUGUAGAAAUUAACACGUCAUCUACAUAGACACAUAUUUUUGCUACAGAGUUUGCCCUUUCCUUUAUAAACACACAAUUGUCUGCCUUUCCCUGUGAAAAACCAAUAUCCAGCAAUUCUUUUGCUAAAGUUUGAUGCCAAUUCCUUCCACUUUGGUGCAGACCAUAAAGGGAUUUAUUUAAUUUGCAUACCAAACCUUCAGCGGCGUCUAUGCCUUCAGGGACACGCAUAAAAAUUUGUUCUUUUAAAUCUGCAAACAAAUAUGCAGUUUUUAUAUCUAGGUGAUAAACAGAAUGUCCACGUUGUGAUGCAUCUUUUAACAAAAGCUUAACUGUUUCAUAUUUUACACUUGGUGAAUAACACAAAUCAUAAUCUUCGCCUGGAAUUUGUUGAAAACCCCUAGCAACUAAUCUUGCCUUGUACCUUACAACUUCAUUUUUGUCAUUCAUUUUAACUCUAUAAACCCAUUUUGAAUCAAUAAGUCUCAUAUCUGGGGUUUGUGGUACAAGAGACCAAGUGUUAUGCUCUUUUAAAGAAGCUAUUUCAGAGUUCAUAGCUUUAUACCAAUUUACAGCUUGGUGCUUAGGUAAAUUCUGAACAUCAUUGUAGCUUUUUGGCUCAAAAACUGCCUUAUUGGCAUACACAGUAUUAAAAUGUUCAUCUGCAAAACGUUGUGGCUUCUGUCUCUUUCUAUCUGAACGUCUCAGUCCGGAAGGAGAGUCAGACUCCUCAGACUUAAUGGGACUAUGUAAACUACUAGUUUCAGGUUGUAAAUCAUCAUUGUCAGACUGAAGAGAUGCCUGUUGGCUAAGCUCACGGUCAGAAAACUCAAGAGAAUCUAACCUCCCCUCGGGUGCCUGUGACUUUAAAUCAUCAAAGAAAUUAUCAGAUUCAACAGGCUUUUUGUCUUCUUCCAUUAAUUCAGAAGCACCAUUUCCUGCUGCUGCUGCUGCUUCUUCUACCUCUUCUUCCUCAGUAUUAUCUAUACCAUUACUAUCUUGGAAAACAGCAACACCAUUCCAAUUUACAGUUUGUAUCAUGCUUCUGGUAAUAUGAAAUUUGCCAGUUGCUGGUAUGUAAAUUCUGUACGCCCCCUGCUGGUAGCCCAUUAAUUUUCCCUGGACACUACGUUCACCCAAUUUCUGCUUAGCGGGAUAAUGCAUUAUUACAUCUGAACCCCAAAUGCGUAGGUAUUUCAGAUUAGGGCGUUUUUAAACAGCUUCUCAUAGGGGGUGACAUCUAAACCAGAAUGAUAACUGCGAUUUCUAACAUAACAAAAGGCAUUGAGCGCUUCAGCCCAAAAGUCUUUGGGCAGAUUAGCAUCAUGCAGAUAAGUUUUAACCCCUGCCUGCAGGUCACGCUGCACAACUUCAACAAGCCCAUUUUGCCAGGGACUUCGGGGCAAGAUAACUCAUGAGUAGUCCCCUGCGCUUCCAGGAAUUUCUCAAAAUCCUCAGAAACAAAUUCCCGCCCCUGUCAGAAAAAAGGUUCUUAAUAGGUUUGUUAAAAUGUGUUUUUACCCAGUUGCAAAAAACUUUGUACUUCUCAAAUGCUUGGGACUUCUCAGCUAUUGCAUAAGUCCAACAAUAUCUACUAUACUGGUCUAUCAGGGUAAGCCAGUACUUAGAACCUCCUAAGGAUGGUGGGAGUGGCCCAACUAAAUCACAAUGUACACGCUCAAAUGGCUCAGUUACUUUCCUAUCUGAGCACCUACCCUUGCGUGCAACCUUAAUCUUAUUCUUGCAACAGGAUAGACAUUGCAUAAAGAAUUUACAUGGUUUUAAGUUGAGGCCAUUAACAAUAUUCUUGGUCUUAAUUACAUCAGCAAAAUUCAGAUGUCCCAGAAUUCUGUGCGCCUCAUGGACACACCCAGAAUGUGGCCUUACAUUCCUCAACCCCUGGCUUGACUGUGCUGCUCUGCAAUUUAUAGGCGAUUGGGAGUAGGUGCGAAAAUACAGUCUAUAUAAACCAUCAGAUUCCCGGGCAUACAAUAGACGUUUGUUCCCCUCGAAAAACUCACACAUUGACUUUAAGAAACGCACAGUUAUGCCUUGGCGAGCAAAACACCUUACUGACAAUAAAUUGUCCACUGAUGGGCAGUAAAUGCAGUUCGCUAUAGUAAUGUUUAAAGAGUCAAGUUUAACAGUACCCCUGCCAAGCGACUGCAAGACUUGUGAAUUGGCUAAAUGUACAUUACCAAUUUCCUCUUCGAAAGAAAUAAACAAGCUUCGAUCGUUGCAAACGUGCUGAGAUGCUCCUGAGUCCACAAUAGAAAGAAUUCCACUUGGCACCUUUAAUUCUUUUACGAUCUCUUGUGCUAGCGUGAAAAGCUCGCGGCUCGUUUCUGUCUUUACGGUACGAUGCCGGCUGCUGAGCUGACGACCGUGACUGACGAACAGAAACAGACUUGGGAGUACUUUGCUUUCUUUUGGAUCUGCAGUCCUUUGCAAAAUGUCCUUGCUUAUUGCAGAACCAACAACGCUUUGCAGCUUUAAAUGCAGUUGUAUCACCACAAGUUUGCAUAUGGCGUUCCUCAUUCUUUCUGGAAAUAGGAGUGCUUAUGGCACAAGCCUCCCUUCUGUCCAACUCGCCCAUUAAUCUUGCCGUUACCCCUUCCACAGUUAAUUGUGCUGGUGGACGGCAGAUAUCUGGCUAGCUAUACCAUCAAAGUCCUCAUUAAGGGAACAAAGGAUGAUGAAAACAUACUGAAUAUCAGGUAUCUCCAUGUCCCUUCGAAUUAAUUCGCCGCGUAUUGCCUCCAGACGUCUCAAGUGUGCUGCCAAAUCACCACCAGGCUGCAACUUCGUCUGGUACAACUGCUUGAAAAUCGUCACUGCAGAAGCUGACUCUUUUCUAACAUGCACUGCUGCAAGACUGUCCCACAUUUCUUUGGCAGUUUUCUUAUUUCUUAUAUAGACUACUUGCUGGUCGCUGACUGCCAAAUUAAUUAUCGCCCUGGCUUUCGCAUCUCCUUUCGACCAAGCAUUAGUCACAGGGUCAGGAGGGUCAUCAGUUACAUAGGUCCAUACUUCUCUAGAGGUCAAAGCGCCUCCACCCGAAAAGACCAUAAACUAUAGUUCUCAUCUGUCAGCUGUGGGAAGACCAGAGCCUUCUCAGCUUCAGGAACCCGGUCAACCAUUCUGGAACUCUUCCAGACCCACAGAACUACGCUAACAGGAGAAGGAGUUUUCAAACCUUUCUCAGAGUCCAAAAAUAUGCAGUCAUCCACUCAGCAGCUGGGCCCAUAACCAAAGAUGUUGACUUUUUGCAGUAUGGUAGCGCUGCAGAGAGCUUGCUGGGGACCAUGCAUUAAAAAGGGACUCAAAAAUAACUUAAACAAGGUUUUAAUAAGAAAAACAAAAACUCCUUUUACACUAAAUACAUUAACAAACAAACAUGACCCAACCACCAACCCAUCCCCCAGGGUAAUGGGAGAGCUAGGUGCUGCUCCUUAUAUACUACACCCAAUUACCAACACAGCUUAAUCAAUACAACUCAGCAGCACCUGCUAUGUUUCACAGCUGUAAAGCUGGGUCUCGUUAUUUUGCUCUGGCCCUUUCUCUGGCCCCUUAAAGACAUACACAUCGAGUGGAACAAUGAUGAACCUUUACAUAUUAAACCAUUCAACAAUAAAUAGUCACAGAAUCAUAGAGUUUGAAGGGACCCCGGGGGACAUCCAGUCCAACCCCCUGCAAUGCAGGGAUCUCAACACGCAGGUCCCCCAUCCAAUCUGAAACCCCACUGGCACCUGCUUAGCUUUUCAAAUGUGCAGGAGGGAGCACUGCAUUCCUAUCCCUCCUUUUCCUGCAAGGUGCUCAAGGUGGCCUGGAAAUGGUUCUCCCCUUCCUCGUUUGAUCACCACACACGUAGUCAGUGACCUCACACACGUUCCCACCCAACCACUCUGCCCUCCAUCCAGACAAGGGGAGAGUUCUGGGUAGCUGAGAUGAACUACCCCUGUUUAAAUUAUUGCCAUUGUUACUAAAUUUGCAGCCAUGCAUUUUAAUAAUAAUAAUAAUAAUAAUAAUUUUUAUACUCUGCCAUUCUGGCUGGGUUUCCCCAGCCACUCUGGGUGUCUUCCAACAGAAUAUUAAAAACACAACAAAACACCAGACAUUAAAAACUUUAGAUGUCUUCUAAAAGUCAGAUAGUUGUUUAUUUCCUUGACAUUGGAUGGGAGGGCGUUCCACAGGGCGGGUGCCACCACUGAGAAGGCCCUCUGCCUGGUUCCCUGUAACCUCACUUCUCACAAUGAGGGAACCGCCAGAAGGCCCUCGGAGCUGGACCUCAGUGUCCGGGCUGGACGAUGGGGGUGGAGACGCCCCUUCAGGUCUACUGGACCGAGGCUGUUAUGCAAAAACCAUGCAAAUUUCGUGCCUCAUGUUUCCUCCUUACUUGAAUGUGCCAGGUGCCACUAUAAGCUAAACAAGGUAUAGCUUAGGGCCCCACUCUCUUGGGGCCCCCCAAAAAAUGUAAAGGAAAAACAAACUUUUGUUAUGUGCAAACGGCAUUAGAUACCUAUUAGGUCCAUAAAUGACCAUAUAGCAUAUAUUCAACACAAAAAACAGCGACAAUUUGUUGUUGACAAAGGACAGCUGGAUGUCCUUCAGUAGCAUAGGGCCCCAUCACACCUAAAUAUGGUCCUGCCAGGCGUCAAGGUACACUGCCCUUGAACAUGGAGGUUCUGUUUUGCCAUUAGCCACGAGUCUAGGCCUCCUGCCCAAAGUUCUCUGAGUUCUGGCGAAAGCAAGGUCUGGCGGCCUCCUACUGUCUUCCUCUUCUUCUCCAGGUUUCCUGAGAGACCUGACGGGAGACUUCACCGCCUCGUUCCUGGUCGGAGGGUCCUUCGUCCUCUGCGCCAGCGGGGUCUUCGCUGCCCUCCCCUCUUUCUGCCCCGGCUGCUGCAAGGACGAUGGCGACCCCAGGAUCCGGGGAAUCCACGGCUUGGUCCCCUCUCUGCUGCCUUCUCCCCUCACAAGCAAAUGUUCGCAGGUAUGA